ACCCAUCCCUCAUCAGAUGGCGAUAGCCGAUAGCUUUUCCAAUUUUCCAAUGGAAAAAAAUGCUAAAGCCAUUUCAACAAUCCCAUGUGAAUGUGAUUACCAUCACUCACUCCCAAAUCCAAAAGUCCCACAAGACUCACUCACCCAACUCCGCCAACUGUUUUUUUUAUUAUACACCCACUUUGUUCCUCUCCCACUCAACACUAUACUCCUUUACUUUGACUCACAUAUAAACUGUGAAACCCUUACUUAUUAGAUCUCAAAUUCACUAACCCAUUUUUUUUUAAAAAGAAAAAACCUCUCAUGUAAUUUUCAAUCCAUAAUAUCAGUGGCAGUGAGUUCGGGCAUAGGCUAUAAUUGGAGCUUUCCAUUUUUUGAUUUGAUGGCGUCACUCAAGUAACAGAAGAAACCGUUUUUCAAUAUCUCGAUCUCAUAAUCAAUCAUCACCAUCGUCGUCAUCAUCGUAAUCAUCAGCCAUGGAAAAUCACAGUGAUUCUGAAAUAACUCCAUUUUUGAGUUUAUCUGCAGCCAUUUCAUAUGGGAUUGCUUCGAUGGCGAUGGUUUUUAUCAAUAAGGCCAUACUUAUGCAGUAUGCACACUCCAUGACCCUCCUCACUUUGCAGCAAUUGGCAACAGCAAUGCUCAUACACUUUGGUCGAAGAAUGGGAUACACAAAAGCCAAAGCGUUAGAUAUGGCCACGGCCAGAAAGCUUCUCCCCAUUUCACUGUUUUACAAUGCUAAUGUCGCGUUUGCAUUGGCAAGUCUGAAAGGAGUUAAUAUCCCGAUGUACAUUGCGAUAAAGAGACUCACACCCCUAGCUGUACUGAUCGCUGGAUUCUUUUCGGGAAAGGGGAGACCCACAAUACAGGUGUCACUUUCAGUAAUAUUGACUGCUGCUGGAGUUAUCAUAGCUGCUCUAGGAGAUUUUUCGUUUGACCUUUUUGGAUACAGCAUGGCCCUUACUUCUGUUUUUUUCCAGACCAUGUAUUUAGUGUUGGUAGAGAAGUCUGGUGCAGAGGAUGGGCUUUCAUCAAUUGAGAUCAUGUUCUAUAACAGCUUUUUGUCCCUUCCAUUUUUGUUAUUUGUCAUCAUAGCUACAGGAGAGUUUCCAAAUUCUUUAGCACUAUUAUUUGCAAAGAGUAAUUCUUUAUACUUUUUGGUGAUUCUUAUUCUUUCAUUGGUGAUGGGCAUCGUCCUCAACUUCACCAUGUUCUUGUGUACCAUAGUCAACUCUGCUCUAACAACAACAAUAGUUGGAGUCCUUAAAGGAGUUGGGUCCACGACUCUUGGUUUUGUGUUACUGGGUGGUGUGGAAGUUCAUACUUUAAAUGUGACGGGAUUGGUUAUCAACACAGCUGGUGGGGUGUGGUAUUCGUAUGCCAAAUAUCAGCAAAAGAAGAACAAACCACCGAAGUUAAUAUCAGAUCUUGAGGCUCAUAGUAAAUAAAAGCAUUAUUGACUAUUGAAGGAUUGCAGCAUAAACUUUAUGGAGCUGUGCAGAGAUGAAAAAGAUUUAUUAGCUUGGAUACUUUGUUUUCGGUCAUAAUACAGUCAAGAAGGUUGAUCAGAAAAGAGAACUUUAGUUAUCAGUGUUUAUUGUUGUAGAUGAUGGGGUUUGUACCCCACUGCUAUUUCAUGGGAAAUCAAUGUUUAUCAUAGCCAUAAACAAUGUUAAAUUUUUAUCAUCAUGCAACCACAAUACUUUCAUCUUUUGUCCCAUCA
Quercus robur (English oak) is the source of this 1723-nucleotide messenger RNA. RefSeq names its product UDP-galactose/UDP-glucose transporter 7. Lineage: Eukaryota; Viridiplantae; Streptophyta; Magnoliopsida; Fagales; Fagaceae. The record is from RefSeq and is a predicted model, not a curated record. Gene Ontology annotation, molecular function: UDP-galactose transmembrane transporter activity; UDP-glucose transmembrane transporter activity; antiporter activity. The coding region runs from base 477 to 1448 and encodes 323 amino acids. The transcript is spliced from 9 exons. Gene Ontology annotation, cellular component: Golgi apparatus.